This is a messenger RNA of Dioszegia hungarica, 3660 nucleotides long. RefSeq names its product protein tyrosine phosphatase. The transcript is spliced from 7 exons. The coding region runs from base 1 to 3660 and encodes 1219 amino acids. Gene Ontology annotation, biological process: protein dephosphorylation. The record is from RefSeq and is a predicted model, not a curated record. NCBI's taxonomy places the organism in Eukaryota, Fungi, Basidiomycota, Tremellomycetes, Tremellales, Bulleribasidiaceae. Gene Ontology annotation, molecular function: protein tyrosine phosphatase activity.
AUGAAUACACAAGGCCCUGCUUCAACACAGCCACGGCAGUCGGCCGUGCCCCGCGGUGGAUCUGUAUCGGGUGACCACGCUGCCCGGCCCGUGCCCACACCGCCUCGGCGUCGAUCCGGUGCACCCACCUCCAUACCCAACUUUCCUAAUCCCCACGACCACCGCAACCCUUCUCCAGCGGCCACACUCCCCUCCUCUCCCAUUCGUUCGCCCGGACCAAGCUCGCCACCGCAAUCACCACCCACUUCGAAAGCCACUCCGCACAUGUCAUUCAAAUUACCGAUGACUCAGCCGUCCUUUCUCGCCACUCCGGGGACCGCGCAGUCGCCCUGGCAGAUGCUCGGGGCGACGUCUGGCGCGCCUACUCCCUCGAUUGACGGACCGGGCCGCGGCAGUCCACAUCUCGGCGGGCCUUUUGAGCAGCUCAACUUGAAUGGAAGCUGGAGCGGCGGAAACCUGUUUGCGGAGCCUUCUGGAUCGGGGACGGAUAUGCCUUCACUGGCUCUUCCGUCCAGAUCGGGUUCGCUAAGUGGCGGAUCAGGGAUGAAUGCGGAGAUGCUGGCAAAGUAUAGGAAUAUGGCCGGGAGGGCGUCAGCGUCAGGAAGUGCCGGGACGGCGAGCGGGUCUAGCGGGAGUGGUACGCCGAUGGAAGGCAUCGAGUCGUCCGGCAACGUACUGCCGAAGCUCGCUCUCCCCGCCUCCCUGGCUCGUCGCCGCGGAUCAUUACCUAAAAACGCACUCGGCGUACCCAGUCCCCCUGCUCAACAUUCGACUAAAGCGCCCAGCCCCCUAGGUACCGGUGUCGCCGAUCUACCAAAACCGGGCCUUCGACCUCUCGCCGCUGGGGAAGUCCCCAAAUUCCUCGCGCAGCCACGCACCCUCGUCCUCGACGUCCGCCCCCCAUCCGCCUACCUCAUCAGCCAUAUCCCGUCCUCCCAUUCCGUCCCCGUCCCAUCUACCCUCCUCCGCCGACCCGCCUUCACUGUCGCCAAGGUCCUCCUCAUGCUCUCUCCCGACAGUCGCGAGGCCGUGUCUGACUGGAAAGAAAAAUCGGAUAUCGUCCUUGUCGACGUGGACUCGACGACCGCCGGCGCUGGGAGCUUGAUGGAGGGAUUAGCGGCCAAGUUUGAGCGGGAAGGAUUCAAGGGGGUCAUCUGGUUCAUCAAGGGUGGGCAGGCUGCUUUGGAGGCGAAAAAGCAGGUUCAGAUGGUGGGCAGCGAGGAAGUGGCCGAGUCGGACGGAAUGACCUCGCCUGGUCCAGGUGCGGGAAUGGCGAGUCCCAGUGGAAACUUUUCUGCAGGCGGUCUCGGGUCGUUUGCAUUCUUGCAUGGCUCGACUGGAAGCGGAAAUCCCGUCCCUCGAAACCAGAGCGGUGGUCUCCCUUUUACCCCUUCCGCCAACAACCGCGCCAACCCCUUCGACUCGAUGUCGGUCAAAACCCAGCCGCUCUCGCUCAAGAGCAUGGCGCUCGGCGCGGUCGCUCCCGCCGCUUUUUCCUUCAACGGUUCUGCAUCCUCUACGGGCAGCGGCAGUCGGCCUAAACUCCAACCCGCCAACCCCUUCUUUGAUAAUAUCCGACAAAACCUCGAGCUCUCCCAUGGCGGUAUCACGGAACGUAUCCCCCUCUCCCUCUCGGCUGAAGAGCAACAACGGGCAUCGGAAUUACCAGACUGGCUGGGCAAGCUCGUCGGUGCGAGUCCGGCCGAAGGGGCCGAGCGGAUGGCGCAGCAGUUUUACAGGGUGGAGAGGAAUGAGCAGAAGCGGCUCCAAGCGCUCAUGGACUGGCAUAGUCAGGGUUCAGGGGGCGUUCUGCCACAUACGACAGAGGAUGAUUUGACCGAGAAGGGGCAGGCGAGUACCUGGGCCAAGCAGACCAAGCGGGAUCAGGCGGAUGUGGAGCGGUUGGAGGGAUGGCGGGUGGGUCAGGGGUCAACGGGGGCGGAUGGAGAGGAGUAUUACCCGUUUUCGAUUACCGCUGGGGUGGAGCGAGGGAGUAAGAAUCGGUACAAGAACAUAUGGCCGUACGACUUUUCUCGGGUCCGACUCGUCACGCCUUGCGAGGACGAAAGCGACUAUAUCAACGCCUCGUACAUCCAGCCAAGAGGGACGUCGAGGCGGUACAUCGCUACUCAGGGUCCACUGGACGCUACUUUCCGGGACUUUUGGACGUUGAUAUGGGAACAGGACGUCCGGGUUAUCGUCAUGCUUACAAAGCAAUUCGAAGGCGGUCUCGUCAAAUGCGGCAACUACUGGCAGGAUCAAAAUUACGGUUCGAUCCACGUCCACCUCGAUCGUCAGACCGGCGGGGAUGAUUUCGGUCGACCUGCCAAUGCCGGCUUCGACUUUUCCGUCCCCAUCCCCAGCGCCAACAAGUCUGAUUCCCUUUCCGACGACUACCAAAAUAUACGGCGAGAGUUUGUGCUUACGCACGACAAGCACCCGGGGGACUCGCGCAAGAUCGUCCAGCUCCAAUGUACCCACUGGCCGGACUUUGACGUACCUACUUCGCCAGAAGUACUUCUUACGCUCAUCCGGGACGUUGCGGACGCGCGGAAAGAGGUUGAGCCGGGACCGCCAGCACAACAGGACGCGCCGGUCCUCAUCCAUUGUUCGGCGGGCAUCGGGCGGACGGGUUCAUUCAUCCUCGUCGAUUCGAUCCUGGAUGGCCUGAAUCGUCAGCGCCAGACGGAGGAGGAGAAGCGUCAGGCUGUCGAGGCGGCGAGACACCCGGUUCUAAGCGAGGAUUACGCCAUAACCAAGCCUAUCAAGGCGCGGAAACUGAGCUCGGUUCAGGCUGACAGCUCGUUCUCUAGGGGGUUGGGACAUAGUGGUCGGGUCAAGUCGGUAUCGUUCGCUUCGGGCGACAAGACGCUAUCGGACCAUGAGAAGCGGAGACAAAGCGCCUCGUCUGGACUCCUCACGGGUCUUUCGCCUAUCCCUCCACACGAAAAGGCGCUCUCGGCGCCGGUCAAACCUCACGCUCAGUCCCACACCCAAGGUCAGGCUCCAGGGUUCGACUGGUUACCCCCCGGAUCGGCCAUUGCCAAGGCCAAGCAGGCGGGGGAGGUUGACAAUGAUGCGAUGGAGGUGGAUUCGCCGGCAGAGUAUCCCGCGACGACGGCAGCGUCGGAGAAUAACAGCACUAUUGAUCAGUGGUUGUCUUACCGCGAGGACAAGGGGACUUCGGAUGCGGGCACGACGACAGCGGGGAGACGGCCGAGUAUGGCGGACCCGGAACACCCCCAGCCUAUCUCGGGACCCAACGAGCGCCCUCGUUCCCCUACUCCGCUGGACGAUAUGCAGACGCCAGUAUUGGAGGUGCUGGAGAGUAUGCGGGUACAGCGGAUGAGUCUUGUGCAGAGUCUCCGGCAGUUUGUGUUUGCGUACAAGGUGAUCAUCCACCAGACGUUCGCGAUGCUAGACGAGGACAAUGCGCGCGCCGCCGCUGCUCGCAAAGGCAGUAAAGAUACGCUCACAUCCAUGAGUACGACGACGGACGAUGACGAUACGUCCUCCAAGAGACGUGCGAGCCCGACGGAGCUGGUGCAUGAUCGUCCGAGUAUGGAGGUGGAGGGGGAAGAGAGGCAGUCGAGUGUGAAGGGGGCGUUGGGGCGGAAGGCGAGUGUCAAGAGGAUGAAGCAGGAUGUUGUGGGCGAGUAG